Messenger RNA from Diaporthe batatas, 261 nucleotides. RefSeq lists its product as uncharacterized. The record is from RefSeq and is a predicted model, not a curated record. The transcript has 2 exons. The coding region runs from base 1 to 261 and encodes 86 amino acids. NCBI's taxonomy places the organism in Eukaryota, Fungi, Ascomycota, Sordariomycetes, Diaporthales, Diaporthaceae.
AUGGUCUCCCGCAUUCUCUUCUGGACUGGCUUCGGCGUCGCCACCCGGCUGUGGCAGCUGGGCCUCGAGAUGCGGCCGCUGUUCAACCGAGGAUCGCUGUGGGCGUACCCCGUCUUCGCGGGCGCCGGAGCAAGCUUCGGGUACUGGCUCCAGACCGUCGACCAGAAGCAGACGGCACUCCUCACAGAACGCAAAGAUGCAAUCCUGGCGAAGCGGGCAAGGAGGGCGGCACGGGAGGCUGCUGCCGGCGAGACGGCAUAG